Amphiprion ocellaris (clown anemonefish) is the source of this 4593-nucleotide messenger RNA. RefSeq names its product zinc finger, HIT-type containing 1 (gene znhit1). Gene Ontology annotation, cellular component: Swr1 complex. The transcript has 10 exons. Bases 221 to 691 code for a protein of 156 amino acids. Gene Ontology annotation, molecular function: nucleosome binding. NCBI's taxonomy places the organism in Eukaryota, Metazoa, Chordata, Actinopteri, Pomacentridae. The record is from RefSeq and is a predicted model, not a curated record. Gene Ontology annotation, biological process: chromatin remodeling.
CGGAACGCGCUCAGAAAAUAGCACCAUGUCGCUCGCCGUAGAAACGGAAAUUCGCCGCACCGCUUUUCAGGAGCUCAUCAGACAAAAAGAAACGUGUGAAUUCCAAGUUUCCAUGUGAACGGUUCGGGACGUUAUCGGUGUUAACGGGGCUGCUGUGAACCAGUUCGCGCUUCGCCAGGUUUGGAGCUGCGCGGCCGCCGUACUGCCACCGGGAGACAACAUGGUGCUGGAGAAGAAAGGCUCUGCCCGGGUGGAGGCCGGUCAGCGCAGAGUUCUGGACGAGGCGACCCGUCAGAGGAGACUGACACGGCAGCUGGAGGCUCUGGAGAAGGACAACUUUCAGGACGACCCCCUGUCCUCACUGCCUCCCCCAGGGCCUACUGCCCGCCUUCCGGCCUUCAGCGAGACAGAAGAACCAGAGAAGAAGAAGAGGAAGACGAGGGGCGACCACUUCAAGCAGCGUUUCAGGAAGAACUUCACCACGCUGCUGGAGGAGGAGAACCUGUCUGAGAAGCCGGAGCCCAACUACCUGUCGGCAGCAGCCCCGCCCUCCUCGCUGCCCCCCCGACACUUCUGCUGCGUCUGCGGCUUCCCGUCGCAUUACACCUGCACCACCUGUGGGGGGCGCUACUGCAGCAGCAGGUGUCUGUGCACCCACAGGGAGACCAGGUGUCUCAAGUGGACGCUGUGAUGACCGCGACUCGUCACCACGGCAACGGAGGUGAUGGGAGGUGAAGCGACGUCUGCAGCCGUUCACGACAUUCUAACGAUGCAUCUACCUAGACAGGUGGAAGCAGGAAGACCUGGACAGGUGGACGGUGGACUCUACAGCAGCAUGUUAGCUUAGCUUAGCAUAAAGAGCUGCUAACAAUGAGGACAUUUGGACUUUUUGGUCGUUUUAUUAUUUUGGACGUUUUUUGUUAAUGUUGGACGAGUUUCACGUCAUCCUGGAUAAAUUUCUGUUAAUCUGGACAAACUCUGAGUCAUUUUCAACCAUUUUUGACUCUUUCUGGACACUUUUUUAUUCAUUCUGGGAGGUUCUGAUUCAUUUUUGAGACAUUCAGUGACUGUGGACAAUUUUAUGUCAUUUUGUACAAAUUCUGGGUCAUUUUGAGUUAUUUUUGACUAAUUUUGGUCAAACUCUCAGUCGUCUCUUCCAGUCUUCUGCUGUAAAUGAGAAGCUCCAGCUUAGCUUAACUUAGUUUAGCUUAACUUAGCUUAGCAUAAGUGGCUGCUAGCUGCGGCUAACAGCUAGCCUAGCUCAGCUCCCUGGUGUUCAGUUCUGUGUUUGUUUCAGAGUUGAGAUGUUUGAGCUGCUGUCUUCAUUAAAUGUGCUUCAGAAGAACGUCUCUGACUGUCUGUCUGUCCUCCAGCGCCACCACCAGGUCGUCUCCUGUAAAUACAACAGCAGCAUUUAAACAGCAAUCUAAAGUUUAUUACUGAUGAUGAUGUGUUUUCCUGUAAAAACUGUUGGUUCGGUUUUAUUUCUGUCAGGAUGUGAAGCAGAUGAGUGGAGAUCGAACCAGACUGACAACUUUCACGCCUUUUUGUUGUAUUUUUAAUUCAGUUUGGACAGAAUUUGAGUCACUGAGCAAAUCUUCAGUUAUUUUUUUGAAUGAAUUAUUAAGUAAUUUUGGACAAAUGUGUGUUUGAAAAAAAUCUCAUUUUCUGAAUAAAUACUGAGUUAUUUUGAACAGACUGCAGUCACUUUGGACACUUUGGGACGAAUUUGGGACGAAUUUUGAAUCAUUUCAAUCAGUUUUUGAGUCUAUUUUAGAGUAAUUUGGGGCAAAUUUUGUGUGUUUGGACAGUUUUAGGGCAUCUUCAACAGGUUUCAUGUGUUUUGGUCCAAAGUUUGAAGACAGAUUUACAGUUAUUGAACACAUUGUGGUCAUUUUGGAAAAUGUUGUAAGAUAUUGUGUACCAGUUUAAGUGUGUGUGUGUCUGUGUGUGUGUUUGUGUCAGGUUAAAAGUCCAGCUGACUCUCUCCUUUUCCCUCCCUGGUAUCCAUGGCAACAGUGUCAUAAAACAUGUCAAUAAUUAAUGUGGACUUUUGAGUUGUUUUGACACAAAGUUUCUACACACAAAUACGCACAAACACACACAUACAGUAACACACUCUCUGUUCCAGCGGUGCGGAUUUUGUCUCAACUGGAGGAAACGUCGCCUCGAACAGCGGAGCAGCUUCACACAGUCGCUCCUGCAGACGUCCAUCAUGAAGCCUUCGUCUCCUCCUCGUCCUCCUCGUCUGUCUCUGCAGAGUCCUGAGCUGCAGUCAGAGUUCUUCAAAGAGUUUCGGAACAAACUUCGUCCUCAGAGAGAUGUCUGUGAUUCGGGUGCUGUCUCUCCUCCGUCCUCUCCCCCGUCCUCCCCCUUCAGUCCAGCUCCGUCUCCUUCGUCCUCAUCUUCAUCGUCUCCCAGUUCCACCAUCAGUCCAGCUCGUCUAUUGCUGUCCAGCCCUGAGCUGCUGUCAGAGCUCCGGGAGUCCAGGACACGCCCCCUCAGACAUGUCCCCGCCCACAAGGGACUGACCACCGUCUUCUCUGGACGAGGACGAGGACGAGCACAGAACUCUAACUCCUCCCCCAACACCAAACCAGCCAAUCAGAAGACUUCACGUUGAAUUCAUGAAGAACCACUACCUCAGUCCAACAUGGACUCUAAUUCUGCUUGAAUGAUCGUUUUAUCCCAAUCUGAAAUCAUCAACUCUGAACCUGGACAUUUGAUCACAGAACCCCUUCAGACCAGGACUGAAGACUGCAGUUCCUGGAGCGUCCACCAGAGGCAGACUCUAGCUCCUUCAGACCUCCAUGUUAAAAUGUUCCCAGCAGAAAUAAACGUGUUUACAGCCUGGUGUUCAACCGGUCCUGGUCUCUUACGAUAAUUCACCCAGUCAUGUUGGCUUUAGGCUGUUUUAGGGGGACCUGGACCUCCAAGUUCAGGAUCCGCCCCUGUAGAACCACUCUUAAGGUCAUGUUUAUUGAAGUACCACUCCAGGUGUGUGCAGGAAAAGGUAACUGGCUGGUUGGGUUUUAGUUGUUACUUAUUCUAUCCCUCAAACACGCCAAGAACUCCAGAUCCAUGAGACUUCAGGGAGGAAUCAUAAAACUACAGAUUAGAAGAACCUAAUUAGACUUAGUCUGGAAUGUCCCAAACAUUCACUCCAAAGUAGGAACUUUCGGAGAUCGCAAAGAUGUUCUCUGUCCUCUCGAUGUCCAGCAGCAUCUUCAACCUAAAGUUCUACAGAUGUUCCAACAGAACAAACCUUCUGUUUCCAGUUCAGUCCAGUAGCUGCUGGUGUUUAAUGAUCAAAGCUGUGAUCCGACACCAGCCCCGUCUCUCCAUAGUCCACCAGAAAAAUUCACAGUUUUCAACGUACUCAAGGCAAAUUCAGAAGCGUUUGAGGUUAGGGUUAGUUCCAGGGUUAGUAGAGUUAGCUACAUUAAUGAGAGUUCUGCAGGGUAGGGUUAUGGUUAGGGUUGGUAGGUUUAGUGUUAAGGGUUAGGGUUGGAGUUAAUGACAUUCUUGAUAGUUUCAUAGGGAUGGGUUUAAGGUUAGGGUUAGUCCUACGUUAGGGUCAGUAGGUAGAAUCGUUUCGAGUUAGUAGAUUUAGUUUUAGAGGUUAGGGUUAGUAGGUUUACCGUUAGUGGUUAGGGUCGGAGUUAAUUACACUCAUGAUAGUUUUGUCGGCAUAGGUUUAGGGUUAGUUUAGGAUUAGUAGGGUUAGGGUUAGUUUUAGGGUUAUAGUUUGGGUUAGGUUAGGUUCAGUAGGUUUAGUUUUAGGGUUGGGUUACUUCCAUUCUUGAUACUUUGUUUAUUAACAUCCAGAUUAUUUAUUCUAAUUCGAGUUCAGGUUUUUCUAGUCGAUGUUGAACUUCAACCAAACACAUGAGCUCAUUUCUGUUGCUGUGAUUGGACGUCACCGUCCAGGGGCGGAGUUUAAACGGACGAAGGAUGAAGUUCACAUGUAGAAUUAAGAUCAAAGCAACCUGAUGGCGCUGUUUCCUCUCAUGACCUCACUUCCUGUUCUGUCCAGCUCUUGUUUAUGUCAUCAGAAGGUUGAACCUUAUCAUUUUUAGAGCUUCCAUCGUUUGAAAUUAAAAGUGCAGAUUUUAUUAAUAUUAGCUGUUAAGUUGUUAUGAAAAUACCGUGUUUUUACAUGGAUCCUAUCAUGUAGAGAUAUUGUUUCAUAACUGGUCAAAUCACAACCAUGAAUGUGGCUAAAAUAUGUGUUUAGUAACAGAUUUAAAUGUUGUAACUUACAUGAAGAUCUAAUGUCUAAUACAGAAUUUUAUUCCUAAACUGUAUUACUUGAAAACACUUCAUCACCCAGAACAAACCGGAAUCAUCACUGAGGAAAAGUUGUGCUCCUUAUUUUUCAUGUAAAGUUUACUGUGAAAUCACGAGAACCUCCACGAGAGUGUGAAAAUAUGCAAAGAAAUGUGUAAAGACGCCACUUUCCAGAAGUUUUAUAUGUCUUCAGAAUCAUUUCCUGAUUAAAAACUUGUGUUUUUUCUUCCUUCCUGUCGAUUCUUGUUUAAACCCAGUAAUGAUUCAUGUUGGAACUACCAUUAAACCUGAUGGAAAACCAGA